This is a messenger RNA of Actinia tenebrosa (Australian red waratah sea anemone), 2350 nucleotides long. RefSeq names its product DDB1- and CUL4-associated factor 10. The record is from RefSeq and is a predicted model, not a curated record. Gene Ontology annotation, molecular function: protein binding. Gene Ontology annotation, cellular component: Cul4-RING E3 ubiquitin ligase complex. NCBI's taxonomy places the organism in Eukaryota, Metazoa, Cnidaria, Anthozoa, Actiniaria, Actiniidae.
UAUAUUAUUUAGAGGUAAAUGUUUAAUUUUUUAUAUUUUUUUAUUUAUUUUCUAUGUGUAGUGGGGGUCCUGUGGCAGGAAUUGGCUGGGGCAGACUGAUUUGAGGGUAAUAAAAACAUGGCGAUAUUCAUGUUCUUCACGAGGUCAAGCCAUUUUUAUUUUGCAGCCUUAAAAUGAUAACAACUUAUUAAGAAUUUCAAGCCUUUACAGGAAUGGUUGCCAGUUUUUCUGGUAAAGGGAUAGACUAGCUUUGACAAUAACCUUAAAGAACGCUUACAGCAAUUUUUUGAAGAGAGAGAUGGGAGAAUUCAAGUACACAACAACCGAAGCUACCAACCAUGAAACUACAACUUCCUGGAGCUCGUAUAAAUAUUUAAGAGAACGUGAAAAUGGCGUUCAGUAUCGAAACGAUUCUGUUGUAGCUAAUUAUUAUAAAUACAUGAGUUUGAAGUCCAUCUGGGGGAAGAAUCGUGAUGGUUGUGAAGAUCAUGGUGCUAUUUUCAAUACCGAGUUUUCCCCUGAUGGAAAGCUACUUCUUGCUGCCUGUGAGAGGUCGGCUUUUCUUGUGUUUGAUCCGCUUAAUCAAAAGCUUAUUCUUACAAGGAGUGGAGCCCAUAAUGAUGGCAUAAAUUGCAUACGGUUCUUAGACUCGAGGUCAUUUUUGACGUGUUCUGAUGAUAAGACCAUUGCACUGUGGGAUGCAAGGAAUUUGAAGAGUAAAGUGUCUAGUUUUGUUGGGCACACAAGCUGGGUGAAGAGUAUCGAAUAUUGUAGAAGCACAAAACAACUGGUGACGUCUGCCUUUGACGAUACCAUCCGUGUCUGGGAUCUCAACCGGCCUUCUCCAUCAGGAUUUAUCGAAGGAAGAAGUGUCUUAAAAGUUGCUCGGUUGACGAGAAUGAAACUAACGCCUUGUGGAACCAAAAUGAUAAUAUCGUCCAUUGCAGGGCAUUUGGUUGUCAUUCAUAACCUAGACCUUGAACAACUUGAGGCAAGAUCUGGCGAUCAUGGGAUCCCGUUUUGGAACUUCUCCGGCACGUACCAUCAGAAAGCACAUUACCUACCAUGUACGGAUGUACCAUGGUCAGCAAAGAAUAAAUUUGAAGUAAUUGAGGAGUUUCCGGAAGACACAAAACCCUGGUGUAUUUCAUCUCUGGAAGUUCAUCCACACGGCUGGUGUAUUGUUAUACGGUACACUGGAGGGGACUGGCACCAGGAAUGGACGGCACUUUAUGAUAUCCAGACAAAAGGCAAGCAAUCAACUGAUGAGACAGAUGGUGCAGAAUGUGAUAUAUCAAGACCUCAGAGGCUCAUUUAUUGCAUAGAGGAGCCAAAUGUCGCAAGAGGUUACAUAAAAGAGCCUUGCUUUAGCAAUGACGGCCGUGUCAUUGGGUCACCUUUUGGCAACACAUCUCGCCUUUUGACAUUUAGUCAAAACUGUGAAGAACUUCCUAACUGUCUAAAGAAAAAGACUUCACGGUUAAUUGACUUCAAGACGCUAAUAAGCCAUAAACAUCCAGUGCUCACUAGCAGGUUUUCACCCACACAUCCAAUACUUAGUAGUGGUUGUAGAGGAGGAAAGGUUGCUUUUCAUUACCCUCAUUUAUGAGUGUGUUUGACUCCAAGAAUACAAUCAGGGCUCAAGAUAGCGGCAGGUCAUUGGACAAUGUCUAAACAGAAUUAGAAAUUGUCCUGUCAAAUCUUUGCCUUGCCGAUCAUUUUCAAGAGUAACGUUGACCAUAGUAUAGCCAAGCUAAAACUAAGUUGGCUGGACAUCACGACAGAUGACUGACGAGAUAUUAUUUUAAGCCCUGAAGAUAAUGCACUCCAGGGAAGGGAAGUGGGACUGAGGCGGAGUUAGGGGAAAAGGAGGGCCUCUCCUUUUUCCCUUUCUUACUCCCCCUCUCCCCUUGCCUGCAUUCUACCUCUCCCUAAGAGAGCCUGAUACAUGGCACAUUGUAAAUUAGUACAUGGCACAUUGUCCGAUACCCAGCCAUUAUUUUGAACCCUGAGUAGAGAGAAUAUUGCUAUUUGUUGUCUAUUAAUAUUUGUAAAUAAUUUGAUAAAAUCUCCCUAGGGAAAGAUUAAUAAUCCAGAGGUAACAUUUAACAGCUCGCAUAAAAAAAAAACAACCAACUUUGUCAGAAUUAAAAAAAACAAGCUAACAAAAAUAUUCAUUUUCCUCAAAUUUAAAUAACUUAUGGAUAAGACAGAUAGAAAUGCCACUUGGAAACAAGAUUUUAGUACUUAUGCCAAGCAUUGCAGUCAGAGCUUUAAUGUGUAAAACUAGAUCAUUUCAGGACCCUCAAGAACUAGGGUUUGAUGUUACUAAAAUAUCUACUGAACCACA